Molecule: messenger RNA, 1590 nt
Organism: Laccaria bicolor S238N-H82
Lineage: Eukaryota; Fungi; Basidiomycota; Agaricomycetes; Agaricales; Hydnangiaceae
Exons: 10
Coding region: 1-1590 (529 amino acids)
Source: RefSeq, a predicted model, not a curated record
AUGUUCAAAACUUGGGAUCACAUCGGCCAAUUCAUCAACACAGGGUUAUUGGCCCUCAUCGGCCCAUCAGCAGGCACCAUCAACUAUGGCCUGUUUGUAUUGUCGGGCCUCUCAGUGUUGAUAAAGAACCCUACCCGGUCAAAAAUAGCUCAACAUCAAAGUGGAAGUGCUUCACAUGCACCCCCACCAAGCAAAGGAUUGAUCACUCCAACCCAAAUUCUUGAAAAUGCUCCAGAGCUUUAUCAUAUGGAUGUGGAUAGUGAUUUCCUCGAACCAUCACAUGAGAGCAUGGAAGUCGAUUCAGCCCAGCCCAAUAUUGUUGCUGGCCCAUCACACAUUGCAGUUUUAUUACCUAAUAAAAGACCUGCACAAGAUGUCUUAGCAAUUUCAGCACCCCAAUUACCUCCAAAGAGAAUCAGAGCAGAAAAACGAUGCUGGAAAUGCUUUAAAAUUGAAUGUGAUGGCACAGCUACAAACACCAGUACCCUGCCAAACUACGCUUAUGUGAUAGCUAUGCUUACAAGCUUUAGACCCGCACCUACGGUGCGGCACUCGCUAACGCUCGGCCAUGCCUUUGGUGCUUGGUCACAGCUUGCUGGGGGCAAGCCCCCUAGACCCCCCGUUCUGUUCUUAUACUUCAGGAAAAACUCUGCAAUUCAAGUACCAGCAACACCCGAUUACAUUUCAUCAUUUCUAUCACAAUCUACACCUAGUUCCACAAGUCCUACAGUGAAUUCACUCGUCGCAUCAUCCCCUGAUGGUCUUUCGGCCUCGUCAUCUGUUAAUUCCUUGGCUGCCUCCGCUUCUCCGUUCAACGCGCUUGGCUCAUCGAGUCAACCAAGGUUAAUUCAGCCUCGACAGAAUGAAGAGGCGAAGCUAGAGGGAAAGUUUAAACAAAUGGAAGAGUUUCUAGGAAACUCAGGCUUUGAUUCUAUUGGAGAUUUUCUAGGGAUCCUGUUCUACAACCCAACUCGUGUUGACGGAAAGGACGAUCCUCGUGGUGUGACUCAUGGACUGGCCGUCGCUCGAUUCCUUCAAGGAAAAACAAAGACCAAAAUGUCCGAAAUCAUCAGUCUCAUAUAUUCUCACAAGCACAAUGCCCCGUUGCCGAGAUCUACACAAUAUCACGAACGUCACGCCUCAUUCUCGCCCUCCAUCUCGCCUGCGGCUAUCAACCAUGCGCGUCCUUCGCUGUUUACUUGGGCAACCAACCUCGUCGGUAAACAUGUCCAUCAAGAGAUACAUAAGCUUACCAUGAAAGACCUGAGAGACCUGGUUGACAGUUCGGCAGUGUAUAAUAGUUUUACGUCCGCUUGCAAGGCAGAAACCGUUGGUCGCCCCGGCUCGAGUGUUGCAACCCCAUUCGUUGAUAAGGUGGAAUUCGUCGACGCACGCAAACAAGAUGUUCACCCGAAAAAUUGGAUGUUCCGUGAUUUCCCUCCACUCCUUGUCGCGCAGGUGCUCAGGAUCCACACAGAUAACCUGCCAUUUAACGCACUGCUUCAUUUCUCCUGCCAAACGAAUACCAGCCUUGCGCGCCUCGCUCAGGGUUUCUUUGCAGUACGAGAAUCCGGAGAUGUUGACUCUUGA